AUGCAGGCAGCCGCCGCCACGGCGCCGCCGCCGCCGCCGCCGCCCGCGCGCCGCCGCGUGUACACGGCCCUGGACCCGCGGUGCGAGUGGACGAGCACGGAUGAAGCCGACACGCUCGCCGUCGACGUGUCAGGGUUCAGGAAGGAGGAGCUGAGGGUCCUGUACAGCACCCGCCGGAAGCUGAAGGUCACCGGCGAGCGCCAGGUCGGCGGCGCCCAAUGGGCGCGCUUCCUCAAGGUGUUCCCGGUCUCCAGGAGCUGCGACGCCAGCGCCAUCCAGGCGAAGAUGAACAUAGAGAGCGCCCGGCUCGUCGUCAUCCUGCCCAAGGGAUCGACGGCGGCGGCGGCGGCGGCGGCGGCCAAGGACAAGCACAAAGAGCAUCGGCCUGGGAGAUCCCAGACUCUUGGAGAGCUGAUGAAGCCGGGCAAUGCGGAUGGCUCGUCAGGUAGCAGCAGUGGCAGCAUGUGGAGCGCCCAAGAAGAUCCAGGGAAGGGCAAGGUUGAAGAGAAGGAACGUAGACAAGACCAGGCCAUGGAGGAACCAAGACAAGAUCAGGCAAUGACCGCACAAGAUUUACCAAGAAGUGACGGCGACGCAAAUGAGAAUGCCGGCAAGAACAAUGAUGACGAUGGCAAGGGUGAGAGCAAGAGAUGGUGGAAGAAGAUCAGAGUUCUCCAUGUUCUUGGCUUCGUUCUCGUCCUCACAUUGGUGGGUGUUGGUGCCACCAUCCUGUAUAUAGUGUUGCUGUGAAGAGUGUAACAGUUGUGUGUUCAAAUGUAUCAUGUG
Messenger RNA from Panicum hallii, 786 nucleotides. RefSeq lists its product as uncharacterized. The coding region runs from base 1 to 750 and encodes 249 amino acids. The record is from RefSeq and is a predicted model, not a curated record. Lineage: Eukaryota; Viridiplantae; Streptophyta; Magnoliopsida; Poales; Poaceae. The transcript is spliced from 2 exons.